Pieris macdunnoughi is the source of this 288-nucleotide messenger RNA. Lineage: Eukaryota; Metazoa; Arthropoda; Insecta; Lepidoptera; Pieridae. The record is from the annotation of a GenBank genome assembly.
AUGUUGUUUUACUCUUUUUUCAAGUCUCUUGUAGGAAAAGACGUAGUUGUAGAAUUGAAGAAUGAUCUAAGUAUCUGCGGAACAUUGCAUUCAGUAGACCAGUAUCUAAACAUAAAAUUGUCGGAUAUUAGUGUGAUUGAUCCCGAUAAGUAUCCUCAUAUGUUAUCAGUCAAGAAUUGCUUUAUCCGAGGAUCUGUAGUUCGAUAUGUGCAGCUACCAGCAGAUGAGGUAGAUACCCAACUUUUACAAGACGCGGCCAGGAAAGAAGCAACAGUAUCAACAAGAUGA